Molecule: messenger RNA, 2252 nt
Organism: Girardinichthys multiradiatus
Lineage: Eukaryota; Metazoa; Chordata; Actinopteri; Cyprinodontiformes; Goodeidae
Gene: elovl6
Product: ELOVL fatty acid elongase 6
Exons: 4
Coding region: 208-1017 (269 amino acids)
Biological process (GO): fatty acid elongation, saturated fatty acid; fatty acid elongation, polyunsaturated fatty acid; fatty acid elongation, monounsaturated fatty acid
Cellular component (GO): endoplasmic reticulum membrane; endoplasmic reticulum
Molecular function (GO): fatty acid elongase activity
Source: RefSeq, a predicted model, not a curated record
CUCCUUCCUUCAGGAAGAGGGUGUUGGCUCCGUCAGCCGGUGGCGGAGGAGGAGAGAGCGGGGAGGGACUGCCGUGGUGCUGCUGACGGCGGCGUGAGCGAUGCGAAGCAACGACUGAGCACAGAGAACAGGAGCAGACCCAACAGAACACAUCCAGUCCAGUGUUGUCUUGUUCCAGAACCUGAGAGGACCCGGGCGAGGCGAACCAUGUCGGUUUUAGCUCUGCAAGAAUAUGAAUUUGAGAGGCAGUUCAACGAGGAGGAAGCCAUCCGAUGGAUGCAGGAGAACUGGAAGAAGUCUUUCCUGUUCUCUGCGCUCUACGCUGCUUGUAUCCUGGGUGGCCGCCAUGUCAUGAAACAAAGGGAAAAGUUUGAGUUGAGGAAACCUCUGGUGCUGUGGUCUCUCACGCUUGCUGUGUUCAGUAUCUUUGGUGCCAUCCGUACUGGGAGCUACAUGACCUUCAUCCUGAUGACCAAAGGACUUAAACAGUCAGUUUGUGACCAGAGUUUCUACAACGGGCCAGUCAGCAAGUUCUGGGCUUACGCCUUUGUGCUCAGUAAAGCACCUGAACUGGGUGACACCCUCUUCAUCGUCCUGAGGAAACAGAAGCUCAUCUUCCUUCACUGGUACCACCACAUCACCGUGCUCCUCUACUCCUGGUACUCAUACAAGGACAUGGUAGCAGGCGGCGGGUGGUUCAUGACCAUGAAUUACUUGGUCCAUGCGGUCAUGUACUCGUACUACGCCCUGCGUGCAGCCGGCUUCAAGCUUUCACGCAAGUUCGCCAUGUUCAUCACGCUAACACAGAUCACCCAGAUGCUGAUGGGCUGCGUGGUCAACUACCUGGUGUACGAAUGGAUGCAGCAGGGCCAGGAGUGUCCAUCCCACAUGCAGAACAUUGUUUGGUCCUCACUGAUGUACCUCAGCUAUUUUGUGCUCUUUGUCCAGUUCUUUGUUGAAGCCUAUAUUGGCACGUCCAAAUCAUCGGCCAAGACAGAUGUUAAGAAGAGCAAGUAGAGGAAAUGCCAAAAGUUUGGGUUGCAGGGAAAUCAUUUAAUAAAAGGAAUUUAAAAAUGAAGAACAGGGACCUGUGACAUGAGAGAGGAUUGGUUUGGGAUGAGAGAAAUGUGUCAUGGAGUCUGGGAUUAUUGAUGGGUUGGGGGUGGGAGGGGUUUCUUGAAAUGAUUGGUGUUUGUGCGUGAGGGUUACUACUCAUGUGAAGACCUGAAAAAGGGAUGAUGUCUCCCUUGAGGGACACUGAGGAAGUAGCACCACCAUGAUCAAAAGCCAUCAUGAGUCAUUCACCUGAGCUCUAAAAUGUGCCUCGAUGAAUUCGGAUUUCAUACUUUUAAAACCCCAGAAAAAAAAAAAAAGUCUAAAACUUUACGAUAAUAAAAUCAUCAGAGUAAUCGACUACAUCUCCCAGAAGCGUUUUAUUUAUUAUUGACUAAAAAAGGUCCACAUAAAGAUAGAUGCACUACUGGAGCCAUCAAGAGUUUCUGUCCGUUCCUUGUUCUGUGUUUGUUGUUUCGCUUUAAUCUGAAUACGAAAACGUUUGGGACACCAGUGAGCAAAUGAAGCUGAAGUUUUUAGCAGUUGAUGUGAAGGGAUUUGGUGAGAGGCACUGAGGAUUUUCUCAGGCGAACUUGUUUAUAUAAUGUGCAUAUCAAGAUAACGUAGAAAUGUUUAACAUCUGCUCCAGUUUACAGUUUGGCUGAUUUGCUUCCACAACAUUUGGUAAUGAAGAAAAAGCUAAGUAGAAAUGACAGAAUGAAGCCGGUCUUACAGACAGAAGCUGACAUGGUGCGCCUGGCGGGGCUGGGAAACAGCUGCUGAUCUGCCCUGCUUUACCUCUUAUUUGGAAAUGCACUGAUUUCCAGACUCUUCUCUGUAUUACAGGGUCCUUACCAGUGAGGAAUACCAGUCUGUUGGACACUGAUACCUUCAAUGGAGUACAAACAUUUUUAUGUUUGGCAAAAAAAAAAAAUAUAUAUAAACCAACAUGCAAAUUGUCAAAAAUCUGCGGUAUUAAAAAAAAGGUAUGUAUCCUUAUGGUGUCUGUUGAGCUACUGUGCAUUUGAACUCUAUCAAUGUCAGAAGACAAUUGUUGCUAAAAAGAAAAAAAACAAUGUAUGAACAAAGUGUGCAGAAAUGUGACAUGCUCGUGGUGUUUUCUUUUGUCUGUGCCGUCAUGGCGUCACGCGUGCAUAACUCGUUUCUUGGUGCUGAAAGUAAAACAUGAUGACUUUAAA